AUGAAAGCGACAUCAACGCCUUUGCCCGCACCCAGAGGACCCUCUAUCCAACUUGCGGUGAGCGCGGUCCUCGAGCUUCUCCUGAGCACCGGGAAAUGGAAUUCAUUGCUGUCGCCCGUCCAUUUGGACCCCUCCAUCUGUGAGAAGGCUCUCGCGAUUGCGACCGAGGCCGCACAGGUCCAAAACUUGCAGUGGCUGCUAGACCGGGGGUUCUUGCCAGUCCGAGGGCCCCAGUCGUCAUCGUCGCCUCCGCCCACGGUCAAUUUGCUGGGCCUUGUGGCACUCACAACGGGGGCAGACGACGCCGCCGCGGCCACUCUGGAUCUCCUCCUCCGGGCUGGUCUGGAUGUCAACGAGAUCAUCUCCCGUGAAACAGCGCUGACGCUCGUCGCCUGGCGUUGCGACCUGUGGCAAGAGUCUCAGCGCUGUCGCGUGCGCAUGCGAAUGCUGCUCGAUCGCGGUGCCCAUCUGCUACCGCCACAAAACCUCCCACAUGCCACGCGCUGCGGCAUCCUCGGGCCCCUCAGUCUCAAGCUGCUCGGUCGGCACCCCGAGCUGGACAGGCUGAUCUUCCAGGAGUUGGAGGCGCGCCGCGAGCCAUGGCCAGUGGGCGAACGUUUGUUCGGGUGGGCGGAGUAUUGUGCGCAUAUCCGGGAAAUAAGGCAGUACUCGUGGCGAGUCCGAUAUCUUAUUUAA
Messenger RNA from Aspergillus fijiensis CBS 313.89, 696 nucleotides. RefSeq lists its product as uncharacterized. Lineage: Eukaryota; Fungi; Ascomycota; Eurotiomycetes; Eurotiales; Aspergillaceae. Bases 1 to 696 code for a protein of 231 amino acids. The transcript has 2 exons. The record is from RefSeq and is a predicted model, not a curated record.